This is a messenger RNA of Pleuronectes platessa (European plaice), 1531 nucleotides long. RefSeq names its product ephrin-A2a (gene efna2a). Gene Ontology annotation, molecular function: ephrin receptor binding. Gene Ontology annotation, cellular component: plasma membrane. NCBI's taxonomy places the organism in Eukaryota, Metazoa, Chordata, Actinopteri, Pleuronectiformes, Pleuronectidae. Bases 911 to 1531 code for a protein of 206 amino acids. The record is from RefSeq and is a predicted model, not a curated record. The transcript is spliced from 4 exons. Gene Ontology annotation, biological process: ephrin receptor signaling pathway; axon guidance; osteoclast differentiation.
GGUGGAGGUUGCUCCGGAGCACGUUGGGAUUAAAGCUGUGAUCGACACCAGCGUGACGCACGGGGGAGAGAAGUGCAGGCGCGUUGGAUGAGAGCCGGUGGCACCAGGUGGAGAUGCUGCAGGACCUCGCUGUGUGAGGAGGAUGCUCCGGUCUUGCUUCCCGGUGGCGUGCGCGACAACUUUGGACUGAGAUAUCGCAGAGGAGCGUGUUCGCGUGCGUGGGAUGUAUUUCCUCCAAAUGCAAGAAGAAGAAGGAGAAGAAACAAUCAAGUGGACCUAGUUUUGUGCCGUGAAGAGAUUUUUUUGUAUUGCGUCGCGGAGAGGAGCGAACAAAAGCGUGCGUCAGGCUCAACACGAAUGUGGGUAAACAAGUAUGACGGCCUGUUCGGACGCUGUCUCGUGUCUGUUGAUGAGUAGCGACAGAAUCACAGACCUCGGAUGAGCUCUGGGAGGUGAUUGAUUACAGUAGCCGUCGCGUGGAGAGAGGGGGGGUCUGACCCAGGCAGCGCAUCCAUCUCCCGCGGCCGCGCGUAAUGGGAGAAAAGUUUCGGAACCUUUCCGAGGAGACGCACACGCAGCUUCCGCGCGCGGCUCGUCUAUAACAUGUGGAUCCAGCUCCCGCGUCUGCGCAGCACCAAGUUUGAAAGUGAAUUCCAAGCGUCCAGGAUGACUUGAAACCGGAGGUCAGAGGUCCAUCAGAACUCGCAUCAAGCCGGAGAACGAUUCAUGACGCGGAUUGUCCAAAGACGCGCAGACGGACAUUGAUGAUCUAGAGAGGAUUUCUCCUCCUCCUCCUCCUCCUCCUCUUCCUCCUCCUCCUUCCUCUUCUCCUGCAGCAGCAGGAGCAUCAGCAGCGGUGCAUUGAAAGCCUGAUCCCGGUUAAAGAGAGAGGUCCCCCCCCCCCCCCUGGAUGUCUAUGAUGUUGUGCCAGCUCGGGCAGAGGGGUGUGAUGGAGGUGGUGGUGCUGACCGUCCUGUCCUGGGUGUCCGUGUGGGCAGAGGAGAAGAUCAUAUUCGACCGACACGCUGUCUACUGGAACAGCUCCAAUCCCAAGUUCUGGCACGGAGAGUACAGGGUGGCAGUGAACAUCAAUGACUACCUGGACAUCUACUGUCCUUACUAUGAGGGUCCUCCGUCCCACGGGCGCAUGGAGCGCUACAUCCUCUUCAUGGUCAACCACGAGGGCUACACUUCCUGCCAGCACAGGAUGCGUGGCUUCAAGCGCUGGGAGUGCAACCGUCCCAGCGGUCCUGAUGGACCCCUGCGCUUCUCAGAGAAGUUCCAGCUCUUCACCCCCUUCUCCCUGGGCUUUGAGUUCAGGCCCGGACAUGAGUACUACUACAUCUCGUCUCCUCACCCGAACCAUGUGGGGCGGGCGUGUCUAAAGCUGAAGGUGUAUGUCAGACCUCCAGAUGGGUCGGGAUAUGAUUCUCCGGAGCCCUUCCUGACUGAUGGAGGUCCGAGCUGGAGGCCAGGGUGCGUGGCCCUGUUAGCUGUUCUGGCCUCACUGGGACUCUCCUCCUGGCUGUGA